This is a messenger RNA of Mytilus trossulus (common blue mussel), 978 nucleotides long. RefSeq lists its product as uncharacterized. NCBI's taxonomy places the organism in Eukaryota, Metazoa, Mollusca, Bivalvia, Mytilida, Mytilidae. The record is from RefSeq and is a predicted model, not a curated record. The transcript has a single exon. Gene Ontology annotation, molecular function: actin monomer binding. The coding region runs from base 101 to 577 and encodes 158 amino acids. Gene Ontology annotation, cellular component: cell cortex.
ACUCUUUCAAAAAGUUUAAAUGGGCUUCUAAAUAUUUCAAUUUAAUUUAUUAUCAACAAAACAUACCUAUAUUCUUAAGCUUCAUAUGAGUGAUUUAUAAAUGGCCACUGUCGGUGAAACUCCAGUAUCUUAUGACAACAGUAUGGACGUUUCCCGUAUCGGCAAUUCUAGUCUACAAGAAGAAUGUCUUUUGAAGUUGUGGAACGAAUAUAUUACUGAAAGUCUUAUUGAAUCUACACCAUGUGAGAUCGGGAUUUAUGAAUGGAAGAAUAACAGAACUAUUGUUACUACUAAAAAGUUCAAAAUUUCUGCUGAGGAAUUGGACCAUAUCAAGGAUGGAAUGGAAUGUCCGAACAUUGUCUACAGGAAAGGUGUAACCGUGGACGGUUAUCAUUAUAACGUACAAGUUGCUGAUGGUAAAUAUGGGAUAUACUCUCGGACAUUAGACAAAGGUUGCACCGUGUGUAAAACAUUUAGUAUGUUGAUUAUCGCUACCAAUGGGAAUGGCGUCAAGUCUUCCAAAUGUAAUGAAGAAAUCAUGAAGUUGGGGGACUAUUUACAGAGAUUAGGAUUAUAAAGAGAAACGGAGUAUUUCUUCUAAUUUCAACAGUAUUAACUAUCAUCUUUUUUGCUCACGCAUUUAUCAGCUUUUGCAUUUAAAAUGUGAUUUGCCUGCCAUAGCGAGAUUUUGUUCGGCUGAUGUGGAAUAAACACUGCCGACUGGAUUUAAAGUCUUUCUUUGUAUAUCGUGAUAAAUCUAUGUGCAAUGACUGGUAACUGUGUUAUUUCUAUUGUUAAACUUAUAUUAAAUAUUUAUUGAUAUAAACAGUCUUUAUAAUUUAAAUUCCAUGAAUAUACAACAACCGCUUACUUAUGAUUCUUGUUAAAUUCUGUAACUUGUGUUACUUAGAUCAAUACGUAGGUCUUGAUUUUGACAAAUCAACAUAAGUCAUUCCAAACAAUUAAAUGAUACUUAGU